AUGAUGCCGGAGGGUCUCAAGAACGCAGAAAUUAAAGGAUUGUGGGACAGAGCAAGCGAUAUGGCGGCAUUACCAGGUAAGUGCUCGCCAGGAGGGGGUGAUAGUGAAAGUGGUGGAGCAGGUGAGGAAGUGAUGAACCAGCUCCUGGAAACCUUUGGGUCGGACAGCACCAAGAUCGCCCUGCUAGACACUGGCUAUUGUCGAAAAGGUCGCCAUGGACUUGGCCUCAUCACCAGCAGCAACAAACUUCACGAAGCCUGCCAGAAGAUCCUCAAGAAAGAAGAAGACACCUUCAAGAAUCAACGCUUCCAGUUCCUACACUACCUGGUCCGACUGGGUUAUUCGACUGAAUUUGUGGAAGAUUACGUUGAACGAGGUCUGAUGCCCCGCAUCAUCAAGGAAACCUAUGUCAACUUCUUGGCCCUUCUCAACAAGAUCCGCCACAAAGAUAUGGGCUCGGAUGAAGCCUGGGAAGACUCGGAAGCCUACGUCAUACUCCAGGUCCACUCGGAGAAUCUCCUGGACAUCCGCACAAACUCCAACAGCAAGAAGAUGUUGCUCCUCCAAAACUACAUCUACCUACGCGACGCCCGCAAGAAGGACUUUGGCAGCAACACCAUCACUGAAAAGAACAUUGGAAGGGUCGACAAGAUGAAUCAGAAGCUCCAAAGGGAGUUGGAAUCUCUUCGGGCGGCCAAGGGUCGAGGAGGCCGGGAACCUACCAAGGACAAGGACAAGGAAGGAGAUUCGACCCUCAAAAAGUGUUCUCAAUGCAAGAGUCGAACCCUGCACACUGCCUUGAAACUGGAACACAACAAGACUGUUUGCCCCCUGGCAGGGCAUGCCGGCUCAUGGGCCAAGGUUGCGGCAGAACAAGUGGCCACUGCCGUCUUAGCCAACAAAGAGCGCCCAGUUGGAGAUAUUAUCAAGGAAGUCUCAGACAACUGGCCCAAGAAAUCCUAA
Molecule: messenger RNA, 963 nt
Organism: Cylindrotheca closterium
Lineage: Eukaryota; Bacillariophyta; Bacillariophyceae; Bacillariales; Bacillariaceae
Source: the annotation of a GenBank genome assembly